CAUCUUGAAACCUUGUGAAAUAUUGGAGAUUGAUUCAUUUUUGUAUGGCGUUGUCGUUUUUACUCUUUUAAGGUGAAGCCUGAGCUGUUUCCUUGGACUGGAGUAACAGGAACUUGAAGAAGAAACCAUGCUUCCCGUUGAGGGAAAGCAAGUAGUGGCUACUGAGAUGGUUUGCGCAGCCGAUGAGCCCAAGAUGCUGUGCCUGGUGCGAGACAUGUGCACGGUGAACUACAGCCGGUCGCGUAUCACGCUGAAUCUCCCGGCGUCCACGACCAUGUGUUCGCUGUACAACGAGGUGGCUCAGCACGCGAAUUACGUCCCCGGAACAUUCCUCCUGCAAUGGGAACGGGGAGGAAAGGACGGCGGAGACAAUGUUGAUGUUCAAGAAGAUAGUAAGGAUACCCUGUUCCAGUUGGGCCUGCUCCCAGACAACAAGAGAAACCACUUUGUCAUAAACGAGAAAAAUGAACAACCUCCGCAGUCCACCAUCCAGGAGGAUGAGGACACAGUUGGGGAAGCCUUAGCUAUCAGUGAGAGCCAGGCCACAGGUAGUACUACAGACAGUACCAGUACGUAUGGUCCUGUGUACGGCCCAUCUCCCAACCCCAGUACUGACUACAGCACCUACAGCUACGCCUCAGCACUCAUCAAGUCUGACACUGGUUAUGUAGGGCUUGUGAACCAGGCCAUGACUUGUUACCUGAACAGUCUACUCCAGACACUGUACAUGACCCCAGAGUUCAGGAAUGCAGUGUACAAAUGGGAGUUUGAUGGUUCUGAGGAGGAGGAGGCGCGCAGCAUCCCGUCCCAGCUGCAGAAGCUGUUCAUCCAGCUGCAGACCAGCAAGAAAAGAGCCGUGGAGACGACAGACAUCACCAGGAGCUUCGGCUGGGACAGCAGCGAUGCCUGGCAGCAGCAUGAUGUCCAGGAGCUCUGCAGAGUCAUGUUUGAUGCUUUGGAGACCAAGUGGAAAAACACAGACCAGAAAAACCUCAUCAAUGAGCUGUACCAGGGCAGACUGAAAGAUUACGUACGCUGUCUGGAGUGUGGAAGCGAGAGCGCGCGUAUGGACGCUUUCCUGGACAUACCGCUAACCGUACGACCGUUUGGAGCGACGCACGCUUAUGGCAAUGUGCAAGAAGCCUUGGAAGCUUUUGUACAGCCAGAAACCUUGAAUGGAAGUAACCAAUACUUCUGUGAGAAGUGUAACAAGAAAUGUGAUGCCCACAAGGGCCUGAAGUUUGUGAAGUUUCCAUACUUACUGACCAUGCAGCUGAAGAGGUUUGACUUUGACUAUAACACCAUGCAGAGGAUCAAGCUCAAUGACAAGAUGACAUUCCCUGAAAUCCUGAACCUUAACAGCUUCAUAACUGAUGACACUGGAACAAUACAGAGUAAAACAGAUGAAGAAGACACACUGUCUGCGUCAGGCAGUAGCGCUGAGGAUGACGCAGGCCUUGGAAACCACGCUGGUGAAACCCAAGACGACAUGGUGGAUGAAGGGAUCGACAUCGAACAGAACACCGCUGUUAUCAACGACAGGAACAAAAGGGAACAACAAGCCAAGGGUCCGUACAUGUAUGAACUGUUUUCCAUCAUGAUCCACUCUGGCAGUGCAGCCGGUGGGCACUACUACGCCUACAUCAAGUCCUUCCGCGAUGGCCAGUGGUACAGUUUUAACGACCAGCACGUCACCAAGAUCACGUACGACGACAUCCGCAAGACCUAUGGCGGUAGCGGCUCACACAGAGGCUACUACUCUGGAGCCUUUGCCAGUUCCACCAAUGCCUACAUGCUCAUGUACAGGCAGAUAGAGACUAAGAGAAACACUUUGCCCAUCGAGCCUCCUGAUCUACCAGAACACAUCCAGAAACUUGUCCACAAACUGCACGACAGAGAGGAGUAUGAGAGAAGACAGAGGGAGAUGGACAAGGCCAUGUGCAAGAUCAAGCUGUUCUGUGUCCAUCCUGAGUCCAAGAAGUUGUUGGAGGGACGUCUGGAGGUACAUAAGGACAAGACACUAGCAGAGGCCACAGACAUCGCAUGGAAGAUGUUUAACCUUGACCCUGUGAUCGCGCUGGACCAGUGUCGACUGGUGAAGUACGACGAGUUCCACGACACGCUGGAGCGCUCGUACGAGGGCGAGGAGGAGACCCCCAUGGGCGUGUUGCUGGGCGGGGUCAAGUCCACCUACAUCUUCGACCUGCUGUUGGAGACCAGGAGACCUGACCAGAAGUUCCAGAAGUACAAAACUGGAGGUACUACAGUGAAGGUCCAUGUAGUAGACCUGGAGUCUGAAACUGUCUCCCCUCCCAUCACGGUACGGGCAUACCUCAACCAGACCAUCAGCGAAUUCAAGAACCAACUGGCGCAGGCCACAGGUCUGCCGGCAGCCAACAUGAGAGUGGUGUUUGAGAGAUAUUAUAAUGAACUCAGGCUGCUGACUGUUGCCAAUAAGACCCUGAAGGCUGAGGGAUUCAUGAGGAGCAAUAAGGUGUUUGUAGAGUGCAGUGAGUCCCAGGAUAGCUUGCUGCCCUUACCCCAGUCUAAGAUGUGGUACCUGCUGGACAGAUAUGCCAACACUAUCAGGGUCUACAUCACCCUUCCUUCUGAGUCAGCAAAAUUGAGAGACCGAAUGUCUGCGAGUAAGGAGCCAGAGUUGGAAGAGUUAAUAGACACAGAAACGGAACACAUGAGGCAUUGUAGCACGCAGCAACCUUGCACCGAGUCGCACGAGACUGAAGCAGCGCAGAACGGCUCGCAAACUCCCGCGCACGACAAAACCUCAACCCCCCAGUGCAAUAUGGUAGAUUCCAAUAAGUUGUCAGAAGAAGAAGAAGAGGAAAGGACGUGUACAGACGAGGCCGGGAUUACAGACGCUGCUACCGCUCAGGAUUCCGCGGACACACAGACUGAUAGAACCGCGGAGUGGAAUAAUUCCGCCGGAGGACCUUGGAACAGCGACGGGUCCGGGAGCAAUGGCGAAACUGAAACGGACAGUUGUUACAAUUCUAACGGAGGGGACCAGGACGAGGGCGGGGUGUCGGGGGAGGAGGCGGAGGUGGAAGUGCCGCCACCAUUCCACAGGCAGCCGUACUACUUCUACGCAGAAUAUUCCACAGUACCUGUACCAGUAGGGGGGGACCCAGCUCAGGAAGUUCUAAUAGCACAUUUAGACAAGAGGAUUUCCCUGGGAGCACUGAAGAAAGAGCUGGAGCCUUUCGUAGGCGUCACAGGAGAAAAUUUUAAGGUGUACAGAAGUUACGCCAACAACCAGGAGUUUGAGAGCGUAAGACUCAACGAGAACUUGUCUCAGUUUGGAGACGACUGCAAGGUGACCAUCCGCCUGGGCAGAGCUCUGAGGAAAGGGGAGUACAGGGUCAAGAUAUACCAGCUCAUGGUCAACGAUCCAGAGCCCUGCAAGUUCCUGUUGGACUGGGUGGUGGCUAAGGGUAUGACAGUUCUGCAGUCUAAAGAGGACAUCCUGCCCCAGUUGAGGGACCAGUGUGGACUGGACAUCCCUCUGGACAGGUGUCGUCUGCGGAAGAAGACCUGGAAGAACCCAGGUACCAUCUUCCUGGACUGGCAGGUGUACGAAGACGACAUUCCAGUCUUCAGCAACUGGGAGGUUUUCCUGCAGGUGCUAGAAGAACCUGAGGCGAUGGUGUCCAUGCAGCAGAUUGCAGUGUUCGUACGGAGAUGGUUCCCUACUGAGUACAAGCUGGGGCCAUUCCAGGAGAUCAUCAUAGAGGGCCAGAAUGUCGAGGAACUCAAAGAAAGGAUAGCUGAAGUUAGUGGCCUUCCAGUGGAAAGAGUACAAUUUGCCAAGGGCCGUGGAACGUUCCCUUGUGACGUGUCACUGUUGGAGAUCCACACAGACCUGGAGUGGGACCCGUCAGUACAGGCGCUCAACACCUGGCCACUCUACAUCUGUGAUGAUGGCUCUGUGCUCUUCUACAGAGAUUCCGAGGAAACCUUGGCUGCGUUGAGCGACGACCAGCGCCGCGACCUACAGCGAAAGGAGAACACGAGACUAAACAAGACGGGAAGUCGUAUCUCGUACUCGCCGCGUAAGGAGCGAGCGCUGAAGAUUUACACAGACAACAGCAAAUCCACGGACAAACGGUCAUGAUAGCAGCGGCGUAAAGUCUGAGAUAUGGAAAGGACUAUGUCAAGAAUGAUGUUGUAAAAUUUGUACAGAGAAGCACACAUGCUUUCGAUAUAUUCCAAAGAAGAAAAGAUGUAACAGAACACAUUAUGACAUACGUACAUACAUAUACUUAAGUUGUAAACUAAUGGGAAGAACGUAUGCUAAGUUCUUAGAUCAUUUGUUGUCAUAAUUCAGCUAAGGCUUCCACCUUGCACUUCUGCAGCAUGCAUGGUGAAUUAGGAAAGUACAUAGUUACAAUAUUGUAGUACAAAAUGUACACUUUUGACUGAAAUACAUAUAUUUGAGAGCUGUAUUUGGUUAUUAAAGUCCCUGAACUUUGAUCACAAUGUAACAUUUAUGCAAGGGUUGGAGAACUUUCUCACUAGUUGUUACGCUAAAAGUAUAAUUACAGUACAUUCCUAUCCUUACAGUAAGGUUUUGCUCGAGUUAAGCUUAAAGCUGUCCACAUUGUGAAAAGCCCUAUCCUAUAUCUUAUGAUCUGAAUUAUUGUAAUUUCAGUAAAAAUGUACGAAUACAGGUCCACUGUAUUGCUAUGUAGGCACAACUUGAUAUAGGCUGGUUCACCGAUUGAAAUAUGCAUGUGUGAAAGGUCAAAGUUGAAUGCCCCCGACUUGUAAAGCAGUUCUUGUCUAGAGGAUGUUAAUACUAUGUCCAGACAUGUUUUGUUAAUGUCUAGGGGCAUUCACCUUUGACAUAUUACCCACAAUGCGCUGCUUAUUCUGAAGUGAUGCUUCCGUAUGAGCUAACGAAUCAGGGAAAGUUGCCAUCCCUUCCCGAGUAGCAUUUAGUUUUUCCUCAUGAUUUUGUUGUUGCAAUCUUUGCUGCUGCUUUCUUUGAAUAAAAACAUUGUUCUUAACCAAAUUAGGACAAUUCUAGUGGUAAAUGCAGCAGCAAUUUGCUGGGAAAGAAAAGUAUCAAUAUUAAGUUUUAAUAGAUUCCUUUUAGUUUACUUAUGUAUAAUGAUACUUAAGAACAAAUUGCAGUCUAACAUACAUCAUGAAUAAUAAAUAAAAUGUACAGUUAGCAAAAAAUUCACACCUGCCAGAGAGUAGUACUCAAAUGUUUAUGAAGUAUGUCACGUGCCACAUUUACCUAUUUUCUCCAGCUUUGCGUCAGAUUGCAUCGAGAUAUACAUGUAAUUAUUAUUAACAAUAUGAAAAAAUGUUCCAGAUGUUACAAUUGAUGGAUAUAGUAUUGGACAUCUCUGGUCAGAAAAUAAACCUUUUUC
Branchiostoma floridae (Florida lancelet) is the source of this 5399-nucleotide messenger RNA. Its product is annotated as ubiquitin carboxyl-terminal hydrolase 47-like. Gene Ontology annotation, cellular component: nucleus; cytosol. The record is from RefSeq and is a predicted model, not a curated record. Gene Ontology annotation, biological process: protein deubiquitination. NCBI's taxonomy places the organism in Eukaryota, Metazoa, Chordata, Leptocardii, Amphioxiformes, Branchiostomatidae. The transcript is spliced from 30 exons. The coding region runs from base 128 to 4132 and encodes 1334 amino acids. Gene Ontology annotation, molecular function: protein binding; cysteine-type endopeptidase activity; cysteine-type deubiquitinase activity.